Cantharellus anzutake is the source of this 834-nucleotide messenger RNA. RefSeq lists its product as uncharacterized. The record is from RefSeq and is a predicted model, not a curated record. Bases 350 to 670 code for a protein of 106 amino acids. The transcript is spliced from 4 exons. Lineage: Eukaryota; Fungi; Basidiomycota; Agaricomycetes; Cantharellales; Hydnaceae.
UAUCAACUACAUCCUAUGCCCGACGUGCUGGAGAAGCCAACCAGUGGGCGGAGGGCAUCACGAAACUUAACGAGUAAGUCGUCUUUAUGUUUUUUUGCCCUUAAUAUUCCUAUUAUGUGACACACAGCGCGCUGCACGAGAUUACGUACCAGAUGAGAGAAGAAAUGGUGGGACCGUUGGCUAUCAUGAAUCCACCAUCGGACUCAAGACGGAUCGAUAGUCUCAAGAAAUAUCUCACGAUCUUUCAGACGAUCCAGUUCUCAAUCAGCUUCUCUAUCCCCGCGAUGUUCAUCACGAUCCGAGAAAGGUUUGUCUGGAGGGCACCAGGACUACACUCAUUGAACGCAUUAUGGCCUGGUGUCGUAGCACGGAGGAUAGCGAAACGCGUUUGAUGCUCCUGAUCGCCGUAGCUGGUUCUGGCAAAACGGCGAUUGCCCACUCAAUUUCGGAACGAUGUGCGAGAGAAGGGAUACUGUUGUCAAGUUUCUUCUUCAAAGCGGGAAAGCGGUGGCGGCCUGACUUUCUGUUCAGCGCAAUAGCUAGAUCAUUAGCUGCCUAUGAUCCCGUUUACCGCGCCUUCAUUAAAUCCACUCUUCGGAAAGACCCUUCCCUCUCAAGCGCUCCGUUAUUGUUAUCGACCCCUUGGACGAAUGCGAGUAGAACGCGUUAAGCUCCUUGCUGAUGUACUUCGGAAAGAGGUGUCUACAUUGCCGUCCUGUCAAAAUCUCUCACUUCGAGGGAGGGUAGCCUUGUGAAUCGUUUCCUCUCGCUUGCCCUUCCUAUCCAACGUCUCAUCAUUGAUCUUUCGAGUGAGGAAAACAUGCAAGAUUGUGC